Molecule: messenger RNA, 2759 nt
Organism: Anguilla rostrata (American eel)
Lineage: Eukaryota; Metazoa; Chordata; Actinopteri; Anguilliformes; Anguillidae
Gene: fbxw5
Product: F-box and WD repeat domain containing 5
Exons: 12
Coding region: 408-2273 (621 amino acids)
Biological process (GO): protein ubiquitination
Cellular component (GO): Cul4-RING E3 ubiquitin ligase complex; SCF ubiquitin ligase complex
Molecular function (GO): protein binding
Source: RefSeq, a predicted model, not a curated record
GUAAUGUCUGAUUUGAACACCUGAGGGACAGCAGAUUCUGUACCGGCCGAACAAAUUGUCGUUGUCAUUAGAAUAUUUUUUAUCUUUUAAAGAAUUGGUCACGUCAGAAUACAAAACGCCUCCCAAAUCACCCAAUGCCAGAGCAGUGGUCUCCAACCCCGGUCCUGGAGAGCUACAGGGUCUGCUGGUUUUUGUUUUCACCUUAAAAUCAGCACCGAAUUGAAAUCCAAGACACCAGACCGGUCCCCUUGCCUGCCAGUCUGUGCGUGUGUGUGGCGUGAGGGCGUGGUCCUCGCAGCGAGGGGCGCUCUUGUGAACUAGGCCCAGAGCUGGCGAAGUGCAGCUAUGCUGACCCUUUCUGAAGACUGCUCGGUCUGAAGUCAGUUUUGCACACGCAGAAUGUUAGCAUGGCUAGUGGCCCAGCUCUGCCAGACAGCCUGGUGCUGGAGAUCUUCCUGCAUUUGCCCCAUGACGCAGUGCUGAUCGCUGGGCUCACCUGCCACCAGUGGCUGGCAGUGUCCCGGGACGAGUUCCUGUGGAGAGAGCUCUUCUACAGCUACUACCGAAUCCCACGCUCCGUCCCCCGGCACCCAGCGGCCGUGUCCUGGUACAGGGAGUUCAAGCGUCUGUUUGACUGCAUUCCCUGCGUGGAGGUGCAGACGCUGAGGGAGCACCAUGAUCAGGUCCUGCACCUGGCCUUCUCCCACCGAGGCCACCGCUUCUCGUCCUGCUCCAAGGACUGCACCGUCAAGCUGUGGGACACGGAGCGGCCGGACGGCGACAUCGCGCUCGUACACAGCUCCAGCAUGCGCCAGUUUAACUGGGGCUACACCCAGUUCUCCCAGUUCAACGCGGACGACAGCCUGCUGCUGGUGUCGGGGGUCUACCUGGGGCCCCAUCAGUCCUCCUCUGGGGAGAUCGCUGUCAUCAGCCUCGAGAACUACACCCUGCUGUCCCGGGUGAGGAACAAGCCCUACGAUGUUUUUGGCUGCUGGCUGAACGAGGCGCACCUCAUCUCUGGGAACCUGCACUGGAUCGGGAACAUGACCUCAUGCUCUGUUCUUUGGCUCAACAAGGCUUUCCAGGUAUGGAUUAGAGAUACGGUGAACGUGGUGAAGCGUCUCUUCAAGAUCCAGAACAUGAACGCCAGCACCAUCCGCACGGUGAUGGUGGCUCACUGCCGGCGCCACGACUCGCCGGACCUGCUGCUGGACUACGAGGCGCAGUCCCGGGCCCGGGCCGAGCGGGAGCGCGGCGGGCAGUGCCACCAGCCGCUGCUCUUCGACUUGGGCGACAGCGAGCAGGAGGAGGAGGAGGAGGACGGGGACGAGCAGGAGGACGGGGAGGAGGAGGAGGCGGGGGAGGCGGGCCGGGCGUACCCGCGCCCCACGCACGCCGCCCACAGCCUGAGGCUCGGUCACAUGAUACAGGGUCAGCGCAGUACGACAGAGAGAGAGAGGGAACUGGAAUCCCGGGUGGCCGAGUUCAUGGGGAAGACCCGAACCUCCCGGCCCGACUCCUCCCUGCUCACCCCCUCCCCCUCAGGAGAGGCGGAGGAGAAGACCUACCUGCUCUUCACCACCGGCAGCCUUACCUACUCUCCUCACCAGAUAGGGAUCAAGCGGAUCCGACCGGAUCAGAUGACCACCUGCGGGCCGGUCCUGGGGGAGGAGCGAAGCUCGGACGAGUUCUUCGACUCGCUGGACCACGUGAUCGACAUUCACGGCCACAUCAUCGGCAUGGGCCUGUCCCCCGACCACAGGUACCUGUACGUGAACAGCCGGGCAUGGCCGGCGGGGUGCGUGAUCUCGGACCCCAUGUCGCCCCCGCCCAUCGCUGAGGAGAUCGACCUGCACGUCAUCGACCUGAAGAGCCUGCGGGAGGAGAGGCGGAGCCUGCGGGCGCACCGGGCCUUCACGCCCAAUGACGAGUGCUUCUUCAUCUUCCUGGACGUCAGCCGCGACUUCGUGGCCAGUGGCGCGGAGGACAAGCACGGGUACAUCUGGGACCGCCAUUACAACAUCUGCCUGGCGCGGCUGCAGCACGACGACGUGGUCAACUCGGUGGCCUUCAGCCCCGCCGACCAGGAGCUGCUGCUGUCCGCCAGCGACGACUCCACCAUCAAGGUGUGGCGGUCGCCCCGCAUGGUGCGGCUGGCCCGGGCCCCCCCGCGCCCCGCCCCCACCCGCAGGCUCCUCUCCUGGCUGCUGGAGAAGAGGAACGCCGACGCCGCCGCCGCCGCCUCCACCGCCGACCUCAACGGCAAGCCGUGAGGCCUUUUUGGGGGGCGGGGACUCUGCCCCCGACAGCCCGUCAGCCCUCCUCUCUCUGCUCAAACGCUCCAGGAACGCACAGUCAGCUGUCCCUUUAUUUGCUCUGUUCCCCCCCCCCCCCCACCCCUUUUUUUUUGUUUCUUUUACCCCCUUUUCUCCAAGACUCACUGGCCACCAGGAAGCCUGCAGAGCAAUGUGUCGGCCACUAGGAGGCACCACAGUGACACAAGUUCAGCCCCGGGGGCCCCCUCCCCGAUUCCCCUAUCUGGCUCAAGGUAGCAAUGUCUGGUCUUCUGUGAUUGGUCCACCAGGUAACGCCCUUACGCUGAGCUCUAGGUGUCCCGGGAGUGACCUCAUCCCGGCACGGAACUUCUCCCAGAGAAACCGAAUCCCAGAGAGACGGUAUCCCAGAGAGAUCGUAUCCCAGAGACAUCCUCUGGGUGCAGACAGCUACCCAUCUGAAUCUGGGAGACUAACCAAGCAGGA